This is a messenger RNA of Aspergillus ibericus CBS 121593, 1002 nucleotides long. RefSeq names its product nucleotide-diphospho-sugar transferase. The transcript has 5 exons. The coding region runs from base 1 to 1002 and encodes 333 amino acids. Gene Ontology annotation, molecular function: glycosyltransferase activity. Lineage: Eukaryota; Fungi; Ascomycota; Eurotiomycetes; Eurotiales; Aspergillaceae. The record is from RefSeq and is a predicted model, not a curated record.
AUGUCGCCGAGGAUUGUUCGUGUCUUUUUCAUGGUUGUGUCUGGUCUGCUCGGGUUCGCGACACUAUUGCAACUUCCAAAGCCCUCGACUCCUCACGGCAGCCCUCCGCAGCAUGUCGACUGGUCGCGAUUUGCAUACACUCAAUAUGCCACCGACCGGUCUUAUCUGUGUAACUCGGUGAUGAUGUUCGAGGCCCUCCAUCGUCUCGGAAGCAAAGCCGAUCGCGUGUUGGUGUACCCAUCCCGAUUUCUCAUGUCGGAGAGCGACCGUUCCCCGGAAGCGCGUUUGCUGCGCUACGCAAGGGACCAGUAUGCCGUCAAGCUCAAGCCCAUCGAAGUCAUCCUGAAGGGUGGGGGAGGUGCCCCAUGGUCCAAGAGCUACACAAAGCUCCUCGCAUUCAACCACACCGAAUAUGACCGCGUUCUGAAUCUAGACUCGGAUGCAACCCUGCUGCAGACAAUGGACGAGCUCUUUCUGCUCCCACCUGCCCCAGUCGCCAUGCCAAUGGCCUACUGGUUUGAUCCAAAAGAUCGAGUAUUCACCUCGGGGCUUAUGCUCAUUCAACCAUCUACGGCAGAGUUUAACCGCGUCAUGGACGAGAUCAACGAGACUCCCUCAGACACCUACGACAUGGAGAUCAUGAACAAGUUCUAUGGAGACAGUGCGCUCGUGGUACCGCACCGUCCUUAUCUCCUUCUGACGGGGGAGUUUCGUUCACAGAACCACGAAGCCUAUCUCGGCGACACGGGUGAAUCGUGGGAUGCGGACAACAUCCUGGAAACGACGAAAUAUUUGCACUUUUCUGACUGGCCGCUUCCGAAGCCGUGGGUUGCAGCGACUCAACACGUCAUCGAACAGACACAGCCUGCAUGUGAAUUCGAUCCUACGACGGGUCAGCAUGACUGCCAUGUCCGGGAACUUUGGUUGGGGAUAUAUAAGGACUUUAUGGUUAGACGACAGGGCAUAUGUGGCACUGCUUUACAAAAAGAGGACGGAUCAUGA